AUGAACAGAGAUCUUCAGAGGCUCUACGCGUCCACACCCGCGCCCGAGGCGAACGACGCGAACGGAGGCGAGGAAAAGGCCGCGUUCGCGCCGCCACACGUCGUCGCCGCCGCGGCGCAGCGCGCGCUCGCGGCGGAGGGUAAGGCUGGCGGCGGAGCUCCUUCCGGCGGCUCCGGCGCUCACCCCGCCGCGCCGGCGAGCAGGAGGGAGGAGAGCGCGGACGCGGCGGCGGCCACUCACGUCGCGGCCAUCGCGCUCGCCCGCGCCAGGCGCCUGCAGGAGGCGGAGCGCGGCAACAGGCGCAACAGGAGGGACAACAGGCGGGUGAACAACAAGAAGAACAGGCGGAACAAGUCGGAGUUUGGCGACGACUUUUUGGAGGACUACCUCCCCGGAGGGAGCAAGUACAAGCCCGGCGGCGUCGGCAACGGCCCGGGGGAUCCCUUCGGCCCGGGGGGCGGCGACGGCGUGAACACCUUCCAGCCCGUCCCUCCGCGGGACGUCACGCUCGCGGACCUCGGCGGCAUCGAGGAAUCCCUGAGGGCGAUUCGCGAGCUCAUCCUGUGCCCGCUGACGCACCCCGAACUCUACUCGUGGCUCGGCGUUGACCCCCCCCGCGGCGUUUUGCUGCACGGUCCCCCGGGCUGCGGCAAGACCACCCUCGCGCACGCCAUCGCCAGGGAGGCCGGGGUGCCCUUCUUCUCCAUCGCCGCCCCGGAGAUUGUCGCGGGCGUCUCGGGCGAGUCCGAGGCUAAGAUCCGGCAGCUCUUCGCGGCGGCGGCGGCGGCGGCGCCGUCAAUCGUCUUCAUCGACGAGGUCGACGCCAUCGUCCCCAAACGCGAGAGCGCCGGGCGGCAGAUGGAGAGCAGGAUCGUGGCGCAGCUGCUCGCGUCGAUGGAUAAUCUCAACGACGGGGUUGUGCGGGGUCACGUCACCGUCAUCGGAGCCACCAACCGACCGGACGGCAUGGACGCCGCGCUGCGCCGCGCGGGCCGGUUCGAUCGCGAGAUCAUGCUGGGGAUCCCCGACGAGGGCGCGCGGGCGAGGAUACUGGCCGUUCAGGCUAAGAAGCUGCGUUUAGCCGGCGGGUUGGACCUGGCGGAGAUUGCGAAAAAGACGCCAGGGUACGUCGGAGCCGAUCUGAGCGCCCUGGCGAAGGAGGCUGCCGCCUCCGCGGUGGCUCGCAUCUUCCAGCAACUCUCCGGCGAGGAGAGCCAGAGCGUGGUGGAAAAGGAAAACGUGGGUCCAGUUGAGAUUGGUCCCGAGGAGACGCUGAUGGGGUCGGGUCGACUGGCGGAUCGGCGACCGUUCGACGCCUCCGAACUGGCGAACCUCUCCAUAACCAUCGAGGACUUUGCGCUCGCGCUGACCAAGGUGCAGCCCUCGGCGCAGCGCGAGGGGUUCACCACGACGCCGGAGGUGACCUGGGAGGACGUCGGGUCCCUGACGGAGGUUCGCGAGGAGCUCAAAUUUUCCGUGUGCGAGCCCAUAGCGCACCCGGCGCGGUUUCACGCUAUGGGCCUGGCUGUGUCCACGGGCGUCUUGCUCUACGGUCCCCCGGGCUGCGGCAAGACGUUGGUGGCCAAGGCCACGGCGAACGAGGCCAACGCCAACUUCAUCAGCAUCAAGGGACCCGAGCUGCUGAACAAGUACGUGGGCGAGUCGGAGCGCGCGGUUCGAACGCUGUUCGCCAGGGCGAGAGCCGCGUCGCCCUGCGUUUUGUUCUUCGACGAGCUCGACUCGCUCGCGCCCCGGCGCGGGAACGAGGGGAACCAGGCGUCCGAACGCGUCGUGAACCAGCUGCUGACCGAGAUGGACGGACUGGAGGCUCGCUCGUCCACGUUCGUCGUCGCCGCCACGAACAGGCCGGACAUGAUCGAUUCGGCGAUGCUCCGGCCGGGGCGGCUCGACAAGCUCCUCUACGUGCCGCUGCCCCCGCCGGAUGGCCGCGCCGCCAUCCUCAAGACGCUCACGCGGAAGACGCCGCUGGCCGCCGACGUGGACGUGGGCUCGAUAGGCACGUCGGCGAGAUGCGGCGGGUUCUCGGGCGCGGACCUGGCCAGCCUGGUGCGCGAGGCGUGCGUCGCGGCGCUCAAGGGUAACCUCGCGGCCGCGACGGCGGCGGAUGCGGAACGGGAGAAGAUUAGAAAGGCGGGCGCCGCCGCGGGCGCGCUCCCGGCGCCGCCCGCGCCGCCCGAGGUGACCCUGGAGCACUUCGAGCAGGCGUUCGAGCGCGUGCAGCCGUCGGUGAGCGUCGCGGAUCAGAAGCGGUACGACGAGCUCCGGCGCAAGUUGCGAAGAGACGUGGGCGCGCUCAAGCCCAAGGAUGAGCGCCCGAUCGAUGCCGGGACGGAGAGCGACAUGGGCGGAGGCGCGAUGGAGGAAUCGGGGCGCGCGACGCCGUCCCUGUACGCGGGAGCUCCAGGGGGAGGCUCGGGGAAGAAGCGGAAGAUGUGA
Molecule: messenger RNA, 2457 nt
Organism: Micromonas commoda
Lineage: Eukaryota; Viridiplantae; Chlorophyta; Mamiellophyceae; Mamiellales; Mamiellaceae
Exons: 2
Coding region: 1-2457 (818 amino acids)
Biological process (GO): ribosome biogenesis
Cellular component (GO): nucleus
Molecular function (GO): preribosome binding; RNA binding; ATP hydrolysis activity
Source: RefSeq, a predicted model, not a curated record